Messenger RNA from Naegleria gruberi, 1755 nucleotides. RefSeq lists its product as uncharacterized. The transcript has 2 exons. Gene Ontology annotation, biological process: replication-born double-strand break repair via sister chromatid exchange; synaptonemal complex assembly; mitotic sister chromatid cohesion. Gene Ontology annotation, cellular component: cohesin complex; synaptonemal complex. Bases 1 to 1755 code for a protein of 584 amino acids. Gene Ontology annotation, molecular function: chromatin binding; protein binding. Lineage: Eukaryota; Heterolobosea; Eutetramitea; Acrasida; Naegleriidae. The record is from RefSeq and is a predicted model, not a curated record.
AUGUUCUACUCUGAAUUUAUCCUCACCAAGAAGGGUCCUCUAGCAAAAGUUUGGCUGGCCGCGCAUUGGGAUAAAAAGUUGAACAAGCAAGCUAUUGCUGGUUUAAAUUUGGAAAAAUCGGUAAAGAGCAUUGUUGAUCCUACCAUUCCUAUCGCCUUGAGAACCAAUGGUCACUUGUUGUUGGGUGUAGUCAAGAUUUACUCUAGAAAAGUAAAAUAUGUUUUGGCCGAAUGUAAUGAAACUCUUACCAAGAUCAAACUUCAAGCCAAGACAAAGGAUGUUACCGAUGAAAAUAUUAACAUGCCAGCUCAACACACAACAGCUACCAAGAAUCAAAUUACACUUCCUGAAGUUAGUGAUUUGGAUUUGCUUCUUCUUCCUAAUGCUGCUGCCAUCACUUUGGAACUUGGAGAUAAUUGGCAAAGCAAUAUUAAAGAUAUUACAUUGAUAGAUUUUGCUGCUUGGACCACUGAAGAAUCAUUCGAACCAACCUCAUUGGAAGGAAAAAUUGAUGACAUGAUUGCUACAACACCAACAACAACUACACCAACCUCUAUUGAAGGUGUAAGAGCUGCUCAAAGUGGUACUGGUAUUCACACAUCUGGAGGUAUCACAACUAUUGGUACCGAUAAAGUAUUCGAAGGUGGUGUUGAUAUUCAAGAUAUUCUACCAUUCGAUGUCACAACACCUGGUGUUCCAGGUUCUCCAAUGGGAGAAUUAGGUGGUAUUGAUGUUGGUGACAUUGGUUUCACAGGAUUUGAUCAAGGUCUAAUUACCACUCCAGGUCUUGUAGAACCUGUAAUAUCAACUCCAACUGUUGGAGAAGAAGAAGAGGAAGAAGAACAACCAACCAAGAAGAGAAAGAGAAAACCAGGUAAACUAAUCUUUGAUGAACCUGCAAAUUAUUCUAAAGGUUAUUAUACAAAGAGAAUGAAGAAAACUCCAGCAGAAUUAAUUACAGAAAGAGGAAAUGCUCCAGCAACAAGAGAAGAAUUUGAAAGACAUGCCCAAAGAGGUGUUUCUAAGGAUAUUUGGAAACAAACACCAUUUGGAAUGGAUCUUCCAAUUGGAUUUAUUGAUUUCUUCUCCACAGCCAUUGAUAGAGUAAAUGCAAAGGAUAAGAAGCCACUCACUGAAGAAGAAAGAGAUAGAGAACAAUUGAGAGAACAAGCUGCUUCCACUCCUGGAGUUGUCUUUGUUACACCUGGAAUUACACCUAUGGAAAUGCCAACUGAAAUUGGUGGUUUGGAUGCUGAUUUGGAUAUUGCUCCAACAGAACCAUUCGAACAACCAACAACUGGUAUCAGAGGAAGAACUACUCUUGGUCCAGGAGAAUUGAGUCCAAUUGCUGCCGAUAUUUUAAUUGAUGAAGAUAUUGAGGAUAUGUUAAUUUCCACAGCUAAGAAAAAGAAGAGUGCCACUCCUCUCACUGAUCAACAAAAGAAACAAAUCAUUGAAGAUAGAAAUAGAAUUGAGCAAGAAUUGAGAGAAAGAGCUUCAACACCUUCACAAGCACGUGGUGCUCCUUCAGCCGCUGGUGUUACUGAUAGAACUGUUAAGGUUUUGUCCAUGUUAGAAGAAGGUUUCAAACAAGCUGAUUCAGAUUCUUUGAGUUUAACAGAAAUGUUGAAGGGUAAAAAGAGACAAACUGCUGCAAGAUGUUUUUAUGAAACUUUGGUCCUUAAGAGUAAGGGUCUCAUUGAUGUAAGCCAAAGCGAACCAUUUGGUGAAAUUGUAAUUAAUAAGGUUGAGUAA